Phalaenopsis equestris is the source of this 911-nucleotide messenger RNA. Its product is annotated as RHOMBOID-like protein 1. Gene Ontology annotation, cellular component: membrane. Gene Ontology annotation, molecular function: serine-type endopeptidase activity. Bases 13 to 846 code for a protein of 277 amino acids. The transcript has 5 exons. The record is from RefSeq and is a predicted model, not a curated record. Gene Ontology annotation, biological process: proteolysis. Lineage: Eukaryota; Viridiplantae; Streptophyta; Magnoliopsida; Asparagales; Orchidaceae.
AGGCUAGAGAAGAUGGGUGCUCUUGAUGUGAACAAGGUGGUCCAUGGGCACCAAGGAUGGCGCCUAGUUACUUGUGCCUGGCUUCAUGCUGGAGUGGUCCAUAUACUCGCCAAUAUGUUGAGCCUUCUUUUCAUUGGAAUUAGACUCGAACAAGAAUUUGGAUUUCCCAGAAUAGGCCUUCUAUACAUUAUCUCUGGGCUUGGUGGUAGCUUACUAUCUGCUCUCUUUAUCCAAUCAAGCAUAUCAGUAGGUGCUUCAGGAGCACUUUUUGGAUUACUAGGCGGCAUGCUCUCCGAACUCAUAACAAAUUGGUCAAUUUACGCAAAUAAGCUUGCAGCAUUGCUGACACUUGUGUUCAUCAUUGUAAUAAACCUGGCUGUUGGCGUCCUCCCACAUGUGGACAACUUUGCUCAUAUUGGAGGUUUUAUCUCUGGAUUUCUUCUUGGCUUUGUACUAUUGAUUCGCCCUCAGUUUGGAUGGAUCAGCCAACAGAAUCAACCUCCUAGUGAACAACACAUUGGUUCGAUGAAACGUAAGCAUAGGAUGUAUCAGUAUGUACUGUGGAUAGCUGCUGCAAUUCUUCUGAUUGUGGGAUUUACAAUUGGUAUGAUCAUGCUUUUUCGUGGGGUUAAUGGCAAUGAUCACUGCUCUUGGUGCCAUUAUCUGAGCUGCGUUCCCACUUCAAGAUGGCAUUGCAAUUCAUCAGCAACUAAUUGCUCGGCAUAUCAAGAUGGGAACCAGUUGAAUUUAACGUGUGAGGGUGGCAGUGACAGAAGCCAGACCUACCCCUUACCAAAUGCGAGCAGUGAUAGGAUUGAAGAGCUUUGCUCCCAACUCUGCAGUUGACAUUACCUACUCUCAAAUAUGGGAUGAUUUGCCGCUGAUUCUUUGUAUAAAUCAUUGAGGAUUUU